GGGUGCAGCUGAGGGUACAAAGGCACUACGCCCCUCCCAGCAGUGUGGCAACACCUGCAAGGACAGCCCAGGUGCCGGCCACCAAGACUGAAAAGAUGCCAGCAACACGGAGACGAAAAGAUGGCCAUGCUCGAGAGGACACAAGAGCUGCUGCUGGGAUCUCCAAGCCAGGAGGGAGGCAGCAGAAGGAAGCCACCUGGAACCUUCACUGGGACCCAGACGCAGCCCACCAGCAGGGGCCUGGCUCACCCCACAGCACUGGCAGAGAUUCUGCCAGAGAGGCAGUCAGCCCCGCACAGAGCGCAUCUCUUGCCAUGUCAGGGCCAACCAAUGCUGAGCCAGCAGAUUCUGCGCAGGUUGCAGGUCCUGCCAGUGAGGGGGACAAGAAUCCUAUGGGUGCAUCAGCACCCAGAGAUGCUAAAUCGCCUUCUCCCCUGGCUGCUGCUAUGCCCGGCCCUUCCACAAGCAGCCAGAAAAGACCGCCGACAUUGAAAGACCGGGUCAAGAUCAACUGGGAUAUCUAUGGGUGCUCCUCCUUUCGGCCAGCAAUGCAGAUCAUUCCGAGCGGGGAGAGGGAAGGCUGCCAGUUGUCCCGGUGGAACGAGUCCUGGCCGAGCAGCGUGAAGGUUCCGAGGUUGCGAAGGAUCUGGGCAGCAGACGACGGUGACACAGCUGACAGCACUGCAGCCAGUGCAUCGGGCAGGCAGGAGGUGGCAGUGAGGACUGCGGGCCAGCGCCUUCCCUACUUUUGCUCCACAACGAGUAAGACCAUUCUGCAGGACAUUCAGGAAGAGUGGGAAGAGAGCCCCAGGAUAGAAGCUGUGGCAGAAGCAGACGACGUCCUGCCCAGCACGUCUCCUGCCCCAUCUGGUGAGGCAGAUGCCAGGCCUUCAGCUGCUCCUAUGGCCGCAGUUCCUGGGCCCGAGGAGCUCCCCCCGGCCUGCAUGCCCAAAGAGGGAAAAGCUUCAGCCUCUCCCCUGGCUGCUGCUGUGCCCGGCCCUUCCACAAGCAGCCAGAAAAGACCGCCGACAUUGAAAGACCGGGUCAAGAUCAACUGGGAUAUCUAUGGGUGCUCCUCCUUUCGGCCAGCAAUGCAGAUCAUUCCGAGCGGGGAGAGGGAAGGCUGCCAGUUGUCCCGGUGGAACGAGUCCUGGCCGAGCAGCGUGAAGGUUCCGAGGUUGCGAAGGAUCUGGGCAGCAGACGACGGUGACACAGCUGACAGCACUGCAGCCAGUGCAUCGGGCAGGCAGGAGGUGGCAGUGAGGACUGCGGGCCAGCGCCUUCCCUACUUUUGCUCCACAACGAGUAAGACCAUUCUGCAGGACAUUCAGGAAGAGUGGGAAGAGAGCCCCAGGAUAGAAGCUGUGGCAGAAGCAGACGACGUCCUGCCCGGCACGUCUCCUGCCCCAUCUGGUGAGGCAGAUGCCAGGCCUUCAGCUGCUCCUAUGGCCGCAGUUCCUGGGCCCGAGGAGCUCCCCCCUGCCUGCAUGCCCAAAGAGGGAAAAGCUUCAGCCUCUCCCCUGGCUGCGCACCCUGUGUUGGAGGCCAGGACAGCACCUCUCACCCCAUCAGCAUGUGAGGAAGAAGAAGCAGCACCUUCUCCCCUGGCUGGGGGCCUUCUGCAAGAGGUAAGCAAGGUAUACCUUCCUCGUCCCACAGUCAUGGAAGCCACAGACCCCUGUCGGUGGGCCUCGAGGCCCCUCAUCCCUUAUCCAUCUGGCAUCGGGGGCAUCGGGGCCCGGAGCAUGGCCAAACAGUGGCCCACAGGGCUGUGGUUUUCUCUCCCCAUGCAGGUUUCCUCCGAGCAUAGAAGCAGUGCACAGUGUUCCUCACACUUCCAAUCGGUGCCAGAGGAAGGGCCAGGCACCGCUGCCCUCCCGCACGCUGUGGCUCGCUCGCAAUUGCCCCCCCUCUUCAGGAGAGCACUUCGGGCUCUCCGCAGGAGUUACUGCUUCAGCUGCAUCACAGAAGACCUAGAGCAACGUGAGGCUGACAGUACCAGGGAGCUCCCCACAGAUGGCAGCUUCGGUCCCGAGGACGGGGCUUCUGAAUAAAAUUGUUCAGGACUAUUU
Anas platyrhynchos (mallard) is the source of this 2072-nucleotide messenger RNA. NCBI's taxonomy places the organism in Eukaryota, Metazoa, Chordata, Aves, Anseriformes, Anatidae. The record is from RefSeq and is a predicted model, not a curated record.